UAACAUCAGAAUUUGCCCUAGACACCUCGUUGUUCACGGUUUGCGGAUCCAGUUCAAGGUCUUAGAGGCCAUGAACUCCAAUGACAGACCGUAAAAUGCAAUUGAUUCUUGGAUGCCCGCGCUUCACUGUUACGGGGCAAUUGUCACGGUCUAGCGAUCGUGACAAUUGCGUCCAAACAGUGACUUUGGACUUUUCUUCUGUCUUUUUGCGCUUUUCGACCUCCAAUUGUCCCAAAAUUAAUCCUCGACCCUUCCACGCAUGCUAGGACCCGAAAUGUAUCAAAACAAGCACAACCUAGCGUGAAAUAUGUCGAGCUACGAUGAAAUGCAAAGGCAAACGAUCAAUAUAUGAGGGAAAAAAUAUGUACAAUUGGACCCGAAUCACUAGCCAAUGAUAUUCCAUCACAACCUCUAAGGGGUUGUCAUUUUCACAACCUACCUUCUAGCCAUAAUAUCCAUUAACUUUCCUCCCUUUUUUAAAUUGAUAGACAAGAUCGCAUGAAGGGUAAUUUUGGAACAAAAAUAAUGCCACAUGUGAUCUCUCCCUAUUAUUUAUUCAUUUCUCACAAGUAACAACCCCCCUCCUCACGUCCUCUCCCCCAACUCUCCUCUCUCUUCCCUCCCACACAAAACCCUAGCCGCCUUCCCUUCCUCCAUCCCUCCCUUCCGCCGUUGUCCUCACGCUGCUAAUUCCUCCCUUCUCCCUCCUCAUCUCCUCCUCAUCAUUGUGUUCCCUUCCCGCCGAAUCUCCUCCCGACCACGACGAGGUCGCCUGUUGUUUUCCAAUCUCGCGUCGUCGACGUCAUCCAUUGACACAGUCAUCGCCUCUAUCCCGCCAGUUGCCAUCCUCUCUCCCGUCGCCCUCCUCCACUGACGUCGUCGUCGCCUCUCUUGGUGUGCGUCCCUCCGUCACUACUCUUUCUCCCCUCCCCUUUGCUUUUUUAGAAUUGUGAUAUUUUUAUUUUCAAAUCUGAUUUUUUUUGUUUAUCUCGAGUGAUAGUUUUUUCGUCUAGUGGUAGCGUUAUCGAUGGAGUGGUAGCACUACCGCUCCAUCUGGUAACGUUUACCACUGCACUGAUAACACUACCAGAUGUAGUUGUAAAUGUUUUAACGCAAUGGUAAUGUUACCAGAUGAGAGUGGUACAUUUUUGAACGCAUUGACUAUUUUUGCAAGUUGUCGGAGGGAGUCUGACGGUUCCCGUAGAAACUAUGUUAGUUGGAUUUAAACUCUUUAUUGUAGGAAGAGAGAUAAAGAGAGAAAUGUAUUUAUUAUAUGAUUUAAACUAAAAAAACAAUGCAUUGAAUAUGAGUUUUUUAAUUUCCAAAGUAUAAUAAAUACAAGAAAUAAUUACUUAAAUUCUUUUAAGAUGUAACCAAAUUGCCAUUGGUUGUCAGUGAGAGGAUUUUGUCUCAUUUUUCAUUUUCUCUCCUCUCCAGCCUAGUAGCCUAUGCCUUGCUCGUGAAGUAGCUGUUCUGCGUGAUACCAACGUCGAAGAACGGGACGAGAGAAACUAGAAAUCAGCGGCAGCGGCCGGCCAUUCUCCUCCGUUUGCCGUCAUUCGAGAGUUCACUGAUGUCUCUUUCCCCUGAAGCAAUCUGCAGCCACACCUUCAAGUUUUCGUGCAUUUCCUGGAGUUGGGAAUCAGCUUCAAACCUGAAAUUGGAAAACCGAAAUUCAGCUCGCCGCCUGCUUCAGACAGGUCAGUGCUUCUCCGUUAUUUGUUUCCGUUCAAAUGGUGCUGCUGCCCCGAACUUUACCUACUCAGAGAGUUGAUCAGCUCUUACCGCUCGUUACGACUGAACCCGACGACCCCUUGGGGUCUGCUUUUACCUGAAUUUUGAUCUUCUGAUGAUCGGUCUCAUUGGCUGUCAAUGGUGUCAUCGUUAGCAUCGCAUGCAGCAUUGGCUCGCUCGGUUGGAUUGUAUUUCAAUUUUCUUCUUCCUCUUCAUUCUCCUUUUCCCUACUGGACUGUGUUAUUGGAAAAAAAUUUCACCAAGGUGUGGGAAGGCGGAGAUGGAGCUGCAUGCUGUCAUAACUAGUAGCUUCUUUGUUGUUCAAUCUUUUCUGCGUUGAUGACAAUUUUGAGAAGGUGGGUGGGCUUCAGUGGGUGUUCUUCCGGACUGGGAGGUUGUGUUGGGUUAGAUUUUGUAUGUUCUCAUGAAUCUAAUACCCCUGUUGCUGGUCCUUCACUUCUUAGUGCUUCAGGUGUUUUUUGUUCUUGCUAAUUUGGGGCUUUUGCUAUAGAUGAUAUUGUUAGGAUCAUAGGUUGCAAGGGCGUGUCGCAGUGCGGUUCAACCUGUGUAGAAAGAUGCUAAUGAUUCUGAUUUCUUCAUGCUGGCUUGCCUUUUGAGUCCUUCCUUUGCCAUCUUUGGUUCUUGCCUUUAGAAAUGUGUUGGGUUUAUUUAGUUAUUGUAUUGUAUGUGAAGCUAGAUUAAUUCUGAUUUAUGCACUUGUGCAGUGAAGCUGUUAAGUAGGGAUGGCGAGCAUGAUAGCUGUUAACUUGGAGCCAGAUCGUCUGAGGGUUGGAUCUCGGGGAAGUAUUAACCGGAUGGUUGAACAAGUACAACAGGAGAAGUACACGAGCCAAUAUGCAGGAAAUGACGUGUUUGAGGAUAAUAGAAGCCGAAAUACCUCAAAUGCUGCCCAAACUGGGUCUACUUUGUUGGAGCAGGGACAGUCUGCAGUGGAUGAUGCUCGAGUUUCAUCUACCUCUGCCUUGCCUUCAGCACCAAUUUGUCGGCAGUUUUGGAAGGCUGGGAACUAUAGUGAUGCACAUGGCUCCAGAGUCAAUCUUCAGAGUAUGCUGCAAAAAUACUUAUAUUACAUGAUCAAGGCCAUUGAACACUAGGUUUUUACUCCUUAAUUGCUGCCAGAAAGCUAUUCCCUGCACUUAUGUAAAACCAUUGAUGAGUGAUGCAUUUCUGAUUUGUGCCUUUUUCCUAGCAACUGGAGGCUGCCUUUUGCGGUUUCCUUUAAUGUUGAGUUACAGAGUGAUAUAUUCAUUAAGCAGCUACAUUCCAUUGUCACCCUAAUCUUUCUAGCUGACGUUCUUUCAAUCUGUUGGAUGCUAGGUGGAAAAACCUACCUUCAUGUUCACCCUAUGUUUCUUCAUUCAAACGCCACUUCGCAUACGUGGGCAUUUGGUGGUAUGUAUGGUUGAAGCAGUUUUUCAAUCACUUUUCGUUGCUUUUGUGUUAGUUUACCAAUUUGUCUGUAUCUAACUUUCCUCUAUAUGACCACUUUCAGCAAUUGCGGAAUUGCUUGACAAUGCCAUUGACGAGGUAAUAUUUUCACCCUAAUUACUUAGUUAAAAACAUGUUUGACCUUUUUAGUUGUGACCUUGUUUUAGUCACAAGUCAUUUAUAGUUCAGCAUAAACUGAACACGUGCAUUAAGAUGAUUGACUAGCUUUCAUAAGAUUGUCUUUGUUAGUGUUGUGGUAUAUGAUCCACGAUUGAACCUCUCCCAACAACUCGAGUUAUUGGGAGCAACUGGUUCUUUACAUGGUAUCAGAGCCUUCUGUGACCGAGAGGUCUUGUGUUCGAUUCCCGGUGACCCCCAUUUGUUAAGCACAUGGUAUUCUUGUCUUCAGACCUGUGCAAAUUUCAAGCCCUUGUGAGUGGCUUUCAUUUGAGGGGGCGUGUUAGUGUUGUGGUAUAUGAUCCACGAUUGAACCUCUCUCAUCAAGUCGAGUUAUUGGGAGCAACUGGUUCUUUACAGUCUUGCUAUACUUUACGAAAGACAUUGUGAACUAUAGUCUAUACUUAAAAACCACAAUUGUCUCAAGGAUGUGGUUUAGUAAUUGAACUUGUGAUGCAUAGCGUUUUGGAAUAGGUUGAAAGGUUAAAAUAUUAGAUCAUUUUUCAUCUUCUCAAUGAAAUUCAUAGGAAAGCUCCUUGGCUUAUACAUGCUUCAUGGUUGAACUACCUAAACCUUGCUAUGCUGAUACUUUUAGAUGGCUGAGCUGCUGCCAGUAGGCCUGUGGGUACACUAAUUGCUAGUAACUUUAUUUUUUGGAUAACUGUGAAUUGAAUUUAUUAAUAGUAGAAGAGGGCUAGUAACUGUUUCGAGCAGCCGAGUAUUUGGCGAGAACUGCUCAAUAAUAAUGUGGACUUCCUAGCUGCUUUAAUCUUUCCUUUUAUUGGAUAGAUCCAAAACGGGGCCACUUUUGUCAUGGUAGACAAAAUCUCAAAUCCAAGAGAUGGAAGUUCAGCAUUGUUAAUCCAAGGUACUCCUUGUCUUUCUUAAUGGCGCAUACUCCUUCAUGUUCAUGUGCUCUUUCCUGUCUUUCUUAAUGAAAAUAUUUUGUGGAUGAUGAACGUUUCUUACUUCUUUUCAAUGACUUGGUAUCCCUGGAAACUAGAUGAUGGUGGGGGAAUGGACCCUGAAGCAAUCCGGCAAUGCAUCAGUUUUGGGUUCUCUGAUAAAAAAUCUUCAGAAGCUAUUGGACAAUGUAUGCAUUUUAAAUGACAAUUCUAUGUAUCUCGGAAAGUUUCCUUUGUAUCUUUUAGUUAUUGCUGUUGAAUGCGGUGUUGCAGAUGGUAAUGGCUUUAAAACCAGCAGCAUGAGGCUUGGAGCUGAUGUUAUUGUCUUUACUCGCCAUAUGGAAGAAAGGUUAGACCAAAUCAUUGAAAGCACAUUACAACUUGUGUUAUGCAUAGGAGUAAUCAACUAAUCAAGUUAGGAUCUAGUUUGGUAGAGUACCUUUUUCCAAUUAGAAUCUGUUGUCAACAUUCUAGCUGUAGUGAGGCAAAAGGGCCACUAAAUGAUACCUCUAAAAGAUCUGGUGGUGAUAGAUAUUAGUAUUUAUCCUUUCACUUUGAGGAGCACCUUUAGAAUUGUAUAUUCCAUGAAAUCAAAUGGAUAAGUUUUCCGUAGCUGGCAUGCAAUAUGGAAGUUGUUUAUCUUGAAGGGUUCUCUGAUAUGGAUUCAUGAUAAGCUUCUGAAUUUCACUUACAAUUCUUCUUUGUACAGUGAUACUAGCCACUUUUUGGCAAUUUGUUUUGGUCAAAUAAUGUACAAAGCAAGUACGGGUGGCCCCAUAAUUGUGCUUUAUUAUGUUGUAAUAGACUGUAGUUGUGUGCCAAAAAAAAUUGUGUUGUCUGGUAUUCAUCGUUAGACCCAUCUAAUCUUUUUAUUCCAUGCGUUCUAUACAGGUCUGCGACUCAAAGUAUUGGUCUCCUCUCAUAUUCAUUUUUGAUGCGGAUGGGUCAUGACCGAAUAAUAGUUCCAAUGGUGAGUGCCAGCAUCAUACUUGAGAUACGUUAGUCUACUUGCUUCUUCCUACUUUAUGUUAGGAACUGUAUCAUGUGGAUAAGGUGUUUAUGGUGCUUAAAUAUGUGAGUGGGUGACAUAUAUUGUUCUGCUAGAUGGGGCACGCCACCCUUCAGGUUCCACUUAGAAAUUUGACCAGCGAGCAAUCUUUUCUCUGAAAAUUUUACUUUGUAUCUCUUGUUAUGCAGGUGGAUUAUGAGUUCAAUACAGAUAUUGGGAAGUUCGGAAUUUCUAGGCGGCAUACCAAUGAGUCUUUCCAGGCUAAUCUUUCAUUACUUUUGCAAUGGUCUCCAUAUUCAAGCGAAACAGAGCUGUUGAAGCAGGUGAAUCUCAUUUUUAAGAACUUACUACUAAAUUACAUUGGAGAUUUUGUUGGCAGUUCAAUAUCUAUAUCAUCUCACACCUCGUUUGGGUGCCCAGUAGGGGAACUAUAUAAAUCUAUUAUCUGAUGGAAGGCAUGAAGUUUGGUCUCUAGUGAGGGAAUUUGAAAAUUUGAACAGAGUGCAGCCUUCGAAACCUCUCUUCUCAAAUUUUGUGAAUGCCUACGCUAUAGCUCUUCUUUUACAAUCAUCGAGUGAUCAGCCACUUUCAUUCUCACACUCUAAAUUUAGUAACCAAACAUUAUUCGUUGCAGUUUGAUGAUGUUGGAUUACAUGGGACAAAAGUUGUGAUCUAUAACCUGUGGUACAAUGAUGAUGGCAACUUGGAGUUAGACUUUAAUAAAGAUCCUCAGGUUUGCCUUUGUUGCUUUCUCCCAAUGAAUUGAAGCUUCUUAGGCUGUGUACAAAACUGAUAUUGCUAGAAGUGGUUUUUGUGUUAGCAUCAUUCACUUUUUCAUUUUAAUGAAAUGGCAGUUCAAGCUUUUUGGGAACUUCAGACAACUAUUAAUAACUAGUCAAAGUGAUCACAAAGUGAAUGGUCGAAGAAAGGAUGUGUCAUAAAUGGGAAGUCACUGCAAGUAUUUCUUAAGCAUAUUUGAAAAGGUCCUGAACGAAACAAUACAAUGCAUUUAUGGAGCUUAUUUAGAAAGUAUGCAUGGCUUGUAAUUCGAUUAUAGUCUUGAACAUUUUCUCCUGUUUCUUGUUAUUCUUGAGUUUUCCUAGAACAUAGCGGCCUAUUGUGUACUUGUCCUAUAUCCAUAAGGCAACAGGAGAAUGAUGAAGUCAGUCCCUUUUCCUUAAUUCUUGCUUCUCCAUCAAACUUUAAUAUGUCUUGACCUCUUGCAGUACUAGGCAUUUAUUUCAUCCUUAAACCUUAAUCUGAUAGAAAAUUUUCCACAUACAGAAAAAAAAAAAUCAAUAAAAACUUAUGUAAAUGCAACAGACAUGCAGCUGUUCGCUUUUAAUAUUAUCAUCACUUGAAUGACCGCGGGAGAUCAGUAAAUCCAGAAUUUCCAUAACUAUGAGGUUAUAAGAGAACCUUCCAGGCUUAAAUUGUUGUUUGGUGUUACAUUUUAGGACAUUUGUAUUGAAGGAGAUACAAGAAAGGUAGAAUCGCUUCCUGCUUGGAGGACAGUAAAGGAACAGCACAUUGCCAAUCGCUUACAUUACUCUCUACGUGUAAGUUAAUUGUGAAACACACUCCUUGCAUUUACCAUGUGAGUUUUUUAAUCUAUCUAAUUUGCUUCGUAGGCAUAUAUGUCCAUAUUGUACCUGCGAAUUCCUGAAACUUUCUGUAUUAAAUUGCGUGGCCAAGUUGUUAUGCCCCAUAAUCUUGCUGAUGACCUCAAGUUUCCAGAAUAUAUCUUGUAUAAACCUCAGGCUGGGGGGUUAAGAGAGGUAUGCUAUCUUUUCUAUUCGUGCUUAUUUUCUCAAGUCUUGGCUCUUAUUAUUCCCACCCAUGUGUCUCUAGAUUGGAGAUGCCUGUUCGGGGCCAUUUUAGACAACCUCUACUUUGCAGUUAAAAAUCUAAGUGAUACCACAAAUAUCUGAUGGGUUGCACUUUGUCAUGCUAUUUCUAAUCUUUUAGUUCAGAUUGUUGUGGUUGUUUCAUUGUUUAAAUUGUGAUUUUACUAUGCUUCCUAUUAGAUAUGUUUUCGUGUGGUGAAGAGUUGUAGUAGGGACUGAUUUUGGAACUAUUCAUUAGACAGAAGUCUAAAUUUCUGAUCGUUGAACACUGGAACUUGUUUAAAUCAUAUACCUUUAUCUAGUACGAUGAAGAAGGUGGUUUGCCUAUGUGCAUCACAAUAAAUGAAGCUGUGAUGCAUAUGUCUGUUUUUCAUGGCUUGUAUUUGCACCUUGUUUCAUUUGUUAUUUGCUGCCCACUACACUGCAAAGCAUAGCUACCAUAUAGUGAUGGAGUUUGUAUUCCUCUUAAUUCACUUUCUAGGUUAACGUGAUAACUACAAUUGGGUUUGUGAAAGAUGCUCCACAUGUCAAUAUCCAUGGCUUCAAUAUUUAUCACAAGAACCGUCUAAUAAAGGUAAAUUUAUCCA
This is a messenger RNA of Linum trigynum, 7708 nucleotides long. Lineage: Eukaryota; Viridiplantae; Streptophyta; Magnoliopsida; Malpighiales; Linaceae. The record is from the annotation of a GenBank genome assembly.